This is a messenger RNA of Scheffersomyces coipomensis, 3312 nucleotides long. RefSeq lists its product as uncharacterized. Gene Ontology annotation, cellular component: endomembrane system; membrane. Gene Ontology annotation, molecular function: calcium:proton antiporter activity. Gene Ontology annotation, biological process: calcium ion transmembrane transport; intracellular calcium ion homeostasis. Lineage: Eukaryota; Fungi; Ascomycota; Pichiomycetes; Serinales; Debaryomycetaceae. The transcript has a single exon. The record is from RefSeq and is a predicted model, not a curated record. The coding region runs from base 161 to 3256 and encodes 1031 amino acids.
UAAACAUUUUGUGUGCUUAACCUAGUGCUCUCUCUCAGUCUAAUUUUGUCUGCCCUGUCUCCCCAAAAACAGAAAUUUUGAUGAGACAAUAAUUACAAAUUGGUAUCUCUAUCUUUACCAAAAGCGUUUAAGAUACUUAUAGUCAAUUUGAUCAAUUGAGAUGUCGGACCCACCUAAUGGGGUUCCCAAUACACUCUACAAACAAUCACCUCGUCUUUUACCUCUUCAUCCUGAAAAUUCCAAUGAAUUCUCUCGAAAUUCAAGUGUUACCAAUAUUCAUACCCCUAAUGUAAGGAAUAAAUCAGUAUCGAAACAAAGAAAGAAAUCAAAACCUCAUUUGAAACGAUUAGGAUCAAUUACAGGUAGUCAUCAGACUUUGGUCUAUUCUGUCGAUGAUGAUGUCAAUGAAAAUGUCGAUGAAGAGAAUGUGGAGGAUAAUACUGAAAUUGUUAGUGAUAGAGAUUAUUUAGAGGGUUAUAGUGAUGCGUUAAGAGCUUUACAUCAAAGAAGAUCAAAAUUAAUCACAGCCACUCUCUCCAAUGAUGAAUUAAAUAAAACAGCUGCUAAACAAAUAGAAUCUACCAUUGCUAAGGAUUUAAUUGAUGCUGAAGAAAAUAUAAAAUUAUUAGAUAAUUUACGUGAUUCAGAUAAUAUUGCCGAUAAUACUAUUGAAUAUGAAGAAGUUGCGGGAGAAGAUGAAUCAAAUGGAAUUGGUGGUGGAGGUGAUAAUGAUUCUCGAUAUGAAGAUGACGAAGAUAAUGAUGAUGAUGAUAAUGGUUCAGUUCGAAGUUCUCAAUCAUCUCAAACCAUUGAAUCAUUAAAUUUAAGAGAUAGACAAGCUGCCAUUAAUAAAACUCAUCCUUUCGGUAUUAAGAUUUGGAAACCAUCAUUAUAUAAAAAACAAAGAUCAGUAGCCACCAGAGCUGAAGAAGAUAUUCAUGAUUUUGAUCCUAGAAAACCAAAAAGAAUCUUUUGGGGUGUUACUUUAACGAAUAUUCUUUGGAGUCUUGUUAUUGGUAUACCCUUAUAUAUUAUUUGUUUAAUGGGUGCUACGGUAGUAUUCAUUUCAUCUGGUUUAGGUAUUCAUAGACCUUCAAGACCUUAUGUGAGAUUACUUUUAAAAUUAGGAAGAUAUUGGUUUCAUCCAUUUGGAAAGUUUGUCUUAUUAAAUAGAGAUGAAAAUUAUUUAAGUGAAGAUGAACUGUAUGGUAGAACUUUAAAGGAAUUUCAAAGGUGGAGAUUACAAGAAGAAGGUAGAUUAUUUUUUGCUCCUCCAAGAAGAAAUACUGCCAGUGCAGAAACUAGACCUUUAUUGAAAGAUCAUAGAGGUAGACCUCUUGGUGAUGCUUAUUCUUCUUUAGGAGGUGAUGAUCAAACCUAUUUUCAACAACAACAACAACAAUCACAAGGCAUACCAGAAUCUGCUCUUGAACAUGACGAUCAAGAUGAUCAAGAUGAUCAAGAAGAAUACCCUGAUAUCAAAGUUAGAUUCUUUGGUAGAGGUAGUUGGUCUUCAGGUAGAUUUGUAUUUUAUCUAUUCUUUUAUGGGAUUUUACAACCAAUUUUAUACCUUGUGGGUGGUUUAUGUUGGCUUAUAGUGUUCACCAUCCCAAUGACAAAUAUAACCAGUACGAUCUGUGAUCAUUUAAGACGUCAUCCAUUAGCAUUAGAUUUUGAAAUAGAAAAGGAAUAUUAUAAAAGACAUCCUAAAAAGAAGAGACCUCAACUGAUCAUUUUAUGUACUUAUAGAUGUUGUGGUUUCCAUUAUUAUAAAUAUACUAUUGAUGGUACCAAUAUUUUCUUUAUAAAUUUAUUGGCUGCCGUGGCAUUUGUUAUCUGUGAUUUUUAUAUCUUUAAAGAAAACUUCAAAUGGGAAGUUUGGUUUACAGAUUCAACUUUUAUCUUUUGUUUUUGUUUCUUUUCCAUUAUUCCAUUGGCUUAUUUUCUUGGUCAAGCUGUUGCUUCUAUCUCAGCUCAAUCAUCCAUGGGAGUCGGUGCUGUUAUUAAUGCCUUUUUCACAACCAUUGUUGAAAUCUUCUUAUAUUGUGUGGCAUUAAAUCAAGGUAAAGGAAAAUUGGUUGAAGGUUCAAUGAUUGGUUCAAUCUUGGGUGGGGUAUUAUUAUUACCAGGAUUAUCAAUGUGUAGUGGUGCAUUAGUUCGUAAAACUCAAAAAUAUAAUCCUCAAUCAGCUGGUGUUUCUUCAACUAUGUUCUUAUUUGCUAUGGUGGUUAUGUUUGCUCCAUCGUUAUUUUAUCAAAUUUAUGGUCCUUAUGAAAUCAAAUGUAGAGCAUGUGAUUUCACUAAUGUCGAAGAUGAUUGUACUAAAUGUCGAUUUGUUCAACCUGGAUUUUCAUUGGAUAUAUUAUAUCAUAAGAUCAUUCAACCAUUUUCAGUGAUUGUCGCUUCUUCCCUUUUUGCUACUUAUAUUUGUGGAUUAUAUUUCACCUUAAGAACUCAUGCAUCAUUAAUUUGGGCAACUCAUGAACCCACACCAACUAGAAAAGAUGAGCAUUCAUUUAGAUCUCCAAGUGUUUCAAGUUUUGCAACUCCUUUACAACUUCCAGCUGGAUCAAGUAAAAUAACUCAACGUCUUUCAACUUUACCUCCAUCAGCUUUGAAACCAUUACAAUCUCCAAGUUUAGAUAAACAUAAGAAACUGAUUGAUGAAUCCUUCAAACCAAUUGAACCAGUAGCUCAUGAUGAAGGUGGAGGUGGUCAUGAUGCUCCAAAUUGGUCCACUAAAAAAUCAACAAUUAUCUUAUUAGGAGCAACUGUAUUAUAUGCCAUCAUUGCUGAAAUUUUGGUCGAUACUGUGGAUGCAGUGUUAGUGAAUUAUCCUAUAGAUCCUAAAUUUCUUGGUUUAACGGUUUUUGCAUUAGUUCCUAAUACUACUGAAUUUUUAAAUGCUAUUUCAUUUGCUGUAAGUGGUAAUGUAGCAUUAUCGAUGGAAAUUGGUAGUGCUUAUGCUUUACAAGUGGUUUUAAUUCAAAUUCCAUGUUUAGUUUUCUAUUCAAUCUAUAUGGGGUUCGUUAAUGUUGAUCAAAUUUUCUCAUUAGUAUUUCCAAGAUGGGAUAUUAUUGCUACUUUAAUAUCAAUUUACUUAUUCACAUAUAUUUAUGCUGAAGGUAGAUCUAAUUAUUUUAAAGGAUUUAUUUUAAUCUUAAUGUACGCUGUGGUCAUGAUUGGAUUCUGGUUUAAUGAUAAAAUUGAAUACUUGAAUGAUGGUUAUACAGGUGGUCGUGACGCUUAUUUUUAGUACAUUUAUUUAUUUUAAUUUAAUUAUUUAUAUAUAUUUUUUUAGUUAUAUCAAAA